Solea solea (common sole) is the source of this 1509-nucleotide messenger RNA. RefSeq lists its product as uncharacterized. The record is from RefSeq and is a predicted model, not a curated record. The coding region runs from base 1 to 1119 and encodes 372 amino acids. Lineage: Eukaryota; Metazoa; Chordata; Actinopteri; Pleuronectiformes; Soleidae. Gene Ontology annotation, biological process: SCF-dependent proteasomal ubiquitin-dependent protein catabolic process; protein polyubiquitination. Gene Ontology annotation, cellular component: SCF ubiquitin ligase complex. The transcript has 2 exons. Gene Ontology annotation, molecular function: protein binding.
AUGUCGCCACGGAAGAGGCCACUGGUUCCUGUGAGCAGUCGCAGGAAAGCAGCGGACGACGUCUUCCCGUUCCACUUCCUGCCGGUGGAGUGUCAGCUGCACGUGCUGUCCUUCCUGAACGAGGUGGACAAGUGCAGCUGCGCGCUAGUGAGUCUGAGCUGGAGUCGUCUCGUCCGCUCCUGGAAGCUGUGGCGAGUGGCCGACUAUUCCCGCCGCGGCGUCUUCCACCUGGGUCAGGAGGGGCUGCUGGUUUCCAACCGUGAGUUUGAGCGCUGGAAAGCCUGGGUCCACCAUUACACCCACCACCUCAUCUCCCGCCGGGCCAGUCUGCUCACGCUCAAGGCCAGCUUCGACCUUGGGGACCGCUGCAACCAGUGGGGGGAGCUGCUGAGCCACCUGCUGGACAAUGUCCACUGCAGAGACCUCAGCCACCUGGACCUGAACUGGACCUUCACACUCCUGGAGCCUCUGGACCUCCGGGUCCACCCUAGUUCCAGCUCACACCAGGACAGCAUCACCAAGAUGGAUCAGGUCAUCAGUUUCCAGAACCUGCUGACCAAACUCACCCAGAGCUGCCCUCGAGUCUCCAGGAUGCGUCUCCACUUCGACUGGUCGGACACGUCGGUGUCGCUGCUCGCUCAGUUCCAGCAGCUGCGAGUUCUUGAGCUCAAAUACUUCUGGGUCUUCAAAGGCGUGACGCCGUCCACGCUACACACGCUUACCAAAGCCCUGCCCAACCUCAGGUCCCUGACACUGCAUGUCCUGGUACCACUGAGGAACCUGGGGAUCUCCUACACUCUGGAGUCUCAGUCUCUGGAAUUCCUGGACGUGUCUCCCAGUCGAGGUCUAGUCUUCAGCCGCCUGAAGCUUCCGGCUCUGCGUGAGCUCCGAGCCAAGAAGAUCGUCCGCGGCAUCACGCUGGACCGGAAGACCCGGCUGAGGAUCCAGCACCGGUGGCCGUGUCUCUACAAUGUCCUGCGAGAGGGAACACCAAAGCUGCAGGCCCUCAACAACGAGAGGCUCCUCCCCACGUGGAGGGAACGUGGUUACCGCGAGCUGUCGGCCAUCUUAGAACAGUCCUGUUACUGCGUCCAGCACCUGGACAGCUGGCUGUGGUGAUCAGCUGACUCUGCUGUGAGCGCCCCCUGCUGUUAUGUUUCCAUCAUGGUGCAGGUCAGGCUUGUGUUUGGACUGAGAACAGUGGUGGGCGGAGUGUGGGCGGAGUGUGGGGGUGAUGGAUGACGCCCAACAAGACAGAGUCAGUCUUUGAGGACAGACCGGGGACGUGAAAGAAACACCAGUCACAGGGAAGUGACACGCAGUGUUUAGCUCCGCCCUGACUGUACCGUUACUGUGGUAACUCGAGGGAAGGAGACUGAAAAUGGAAACCCAACAAAACCGAAACGUUUGUUCUCUGCUGCAUUCCAGUUGUAGUUGGAAUGAUUCCACGAUGGCCACUCCCAGUUCAAUAGAACACAGAAUAAAGUUUUUAGAUUUUAAUUAAAGCUG